UCACGUGGUCCACUAUUCUUAUAGAGACAUCCGCCCUUGGCGCGACAGUGCCCUGAGAACGCGACCAGUUCCCAAUUUUUCCUUCUAUGCAGGUCGUGUGCAAUCUGUUUUAUUAGAGUUACGUGCCUUGUCUAGUUCCACUUUUGGUCAAUCCUUUUCCGAGAACGUCAAUCGUCUGCUAGUGCAGCAGUCGAGUUCGAAGUGAAAGGCUUAUCAGAAACAUUCUUAGAGAAGUUUUCUUCAGUUACUAAACUAGAGUAGCUGGCCCAACCCGCGACCCCUUGUCUCUGUACCCUCUGUUAUUAAUAAUAAGAUGAUUGUUUUCAUCAUAAUUUGAUAAAGAAAUGAUUUUACUAACCUUUAAAUGGUGUACUAACAACUUUCUUGCACCUGUCAUAUCUGUGCGCGCAUGGUCGCGCCCUGUUCCGUAUGCGGUCGCGCCAAGGGCAGAGCAUUAACAUGUUAAAAUGCGAAAUCUGCGAAUGACGUUUUGGAAUGAUUGACGAUAUUACAGUAAAUCGGAAGUUGACACACUGAUGCGGCCCUGAACAUGGAUUGCCUGACCUAUUUUGCUGACAGAGACUGCUGAGAAGCAAAAUACAACAAGUGGUCGCGGGUUGGCCCAGUGCGGUGAACGACAGUGUCAGCAUGAGUUCUGAGCAAGGAUCAGCAUCGGCAAAUGCUGCUGAUGUUUACGACUUCAACAACCACGAUGAUGGGAACAGCGGCAAUGACGAGCCACCUCCACCACCCCCAUCGAAGACGAAGGUCCGACGGGGUCGCAAUACAAACCAGCUUCAGUUUAUGCUGAAGACAGUAGUGAAGGCUGUAUGGAAACACCAGUUUGCUUGGCCCUUUCACAAACCUGUGGAUGCUGUGAAUCUGCAGUUACCCGACUAUCACAAAAUCAUCAAGACACCCAUGGAUUUGGGAACAAUCAAGAAGCGCCUAGAGUCAUACUAUUAUCACAAUGCCAAGGAAGCCAUGCAGGAUUUCAACACCAUGUUCACAAAUUGCUAUGUUUACAACAAGCCUGGAGAUGAUAUUACUUUGAUGGCGCAAGAAUUGGAGAAGCUUUUCCUGAACAAGGUUGCAGAUAUGCCUCCAGAGGAAAUCGAACUGUCCGUAGGUGGGAAGAGGGGUAGAGGAGGGGCCAAGGCUGUGGCUGCAGCUGCCGCUAGGUCAGCUCUGAAGAACCUCAAUUCAUCGGACAAGCCCGCUCUACCCAUGCCCAUUCCAAGGAGCACGCCUCCUCGCUCAGCCACUGCUCCUGCUUACCAGUCACCCUCUAAAGUUGCUCAGCUUGCAACGGCCAACGCUGCUGCAAGUUCCGUCGCUGUCACUGCUGCCUCUCAGACGGCCUCCAAACUGGCAAUGUCUGCGACAGUCCCACUAGAGGAUAUACAGCCCGCCGCUCAGGCCAUGCCGCCCGCUGUUCUCCCUCCAUCUCAACCGGCCAAGCCCAAAAAGAGUUUAAAACGCAAGGCUGACACCACAACACCAGGGAACAUCGUUGGACCUACAAACAUGCCACCCAUGAUGUAUGAUCCACCAUUUGAACCUAUGAAGAUUGGUGGCAAGGGUCAGCCAAACCGCAGAGAAAGUGUACGUCAAAUUAAAAAACCCAGACGAGACCUUCCCGAUGAGCAGGGAAAUGUAAGUGAUGCCAGUGCGACCCCCUUGUCCUUCAAUCGAAAAAAUGGAGACUUCAGUUCCAAGAUAGAUGGGAGCCUGGAAAUUGACGAGCACCUGAUUCCAUCGCGUCGUGACGCAUAUACUGAUGCUCAGCAUAGCACCAAAGGAAAAAAGGGAAAACUGUCUGAGCAGAUGAGGUACUGCAGCUCUAUUGUCAAAGAACUGAUGACCAAGAAGCAUCAGUCGUAUGCCUGGCCUUUCCUGAAACCUGUGGAUGCAGAAGGAUUGGGACUGCAUGACUACUAUGAUAUUAUAAAGAAGCCAAUGGACUUGGGCACAGUAAAGAAAAAGAUGGAGGACAGAGAAUACAGAAGUGCCGGGGAAUUUGCAGAAGAUGUGAGGCAGAUCUUUCACAACUGUUACAGAUACAACCCUCCGGACAGUGAUGUGGCCAAGAUGGGCAGAAAGUUACAAGAAGUAUUUGAGCUAAAAUAUGCCAGAAUGCCAGAGGAACCUGUGCAGACUGAUCCCACUCCACCUUCUUCUGUAGCCUCUGGGGUAACGAGAGGGGAUGAAGGCAGCGGGCUGUCUUCUAGCGGGGACGAUUCUUAUGAUGAUCAAAGUGAGGAAGAGCGGGAGAGGAAGCUGAAAGAUUUGCAAGAUCAGUUGGCAAAAGUUCAAGAGCAGUUAGCAGCUCUAACGAAAGAGCACGUCCAAAGACUGAAAGAAAAAAGCGAGAACAAGACCAAGAAGAAAAAGAAAAAGGAGAAAAAAGAUGAAGUAAAGAAAGAAGUCAUCGAUGCUGUCAAUCCGUCUCCACAAGUACCAGCGGCUUCAUUGCCACCCCCAGCUCUCACAAAAGACACUCCCAAGCCAAAGAAGAAAUCAAAACAGAAAUCUCCUGCUUCGAAAAAGCCUCGAAAUAACAGCAUUAACCGUGGAGGCUCAAAUCGCAAACGUUCAAAUGCAGUGUCACUGCCUGUGCCCAUUGUGCCACCGUUUGAUAGUGACGAUGAAGACAGUUGUAAACCAAUGACUUACGAUGAGAAACGGCAACUGAGCCUUGAUAUAAACAAGCUGCCAGGAGAUAAACUUGGAAGAGUUGUGCAUAUUAUCCAAUCCAGAGAGCCGUCCUUGAGAGAUUCAAAUCCUGAUGAGAUUGAGAUCGACUUUGAAACUCUGAAACCUUCAACACUCAGAGAAUUAGAAGAAUAUGUUAUGACGUGCUUGAAGAAAAAGCCACGUAAACAAUACACAAAGAAAGCAUCGGGGAAGUCGAAAGAAGAGGCCCAAAGAGAGAAAAAGCUUGAUUUAGAAAAGCGCCUGGAAGGUGUUCAGCAACAACUUGGGCAGACCAAAAAGCCAAAGAAAGAAGAUGGUGCUCCUGGUGGUGGUGAUAUUUCUGUUUCCAGUAGAUUAAGCGCCAGCAGCAGUAGCUCGUCUGGUAGUGAUUCAAGUAGUGACAGCAGUUCUUCCAGCUCAUCUGAAUCCUCCGACUCGGAAACAGAAUCUCCCAAAAAGAAACAAAAAGGAGCAUCGAAGAAGGCCAGUGCAGCUUUAAAGUCUAGUCCUCCGUCUGCUAACAAAAUCUCGGUGGGAGCCACAAACAGCAAAGAUAUAUCCCCUCCCAUCAGCGUCACGUCUCCUGUGAUUUCCAAUGCAUUCCCGAAAGUCCAGCCUGCCAAUCCGGGGACGUUGCCAGCCAUGAAGAAAGAGAGCAGCAGCCUGGCGGAGCUGAAUGCCACAGUCGGGGCCACAGAUACCUCCAGCUCCCCCAGCCUCAACCUGUCCACCACUUCCAACUCCUCCCCUCUCACUUCUGGUGCUAACUCUGUGAACCGCAGUGUGACCCAUGCCAUGCCUGCUCAGCCGGCCAAGCAAGCUCUCACGGUGGCCACGCCCAAGCCAGCACCCAGACCCAGCAUUCCCAUGACCAGUACCCCUGUGCCUGCCGCUGUGGACCGGCCCUUUGUGUCCACGCCUGGACUGGACAGCACCCCAGUGGCCAGCCUUCCUGGCAGGAGGCCCUCCAAAGAGGGCAUGCCAGUUAGCUUGCCCGAACAGCAACCUCCGCAGCAGCAGCAACAACAACAGCAACAACAACAGCAACAACAACAUCAAUCACGUACGGGAGCUGGGAUGGUAAAUCAGCCGCGUAAGAUCGACAACCAGAUGCGCUUCUCUCUAAGUGAUGAAGACUCUAGUCCAUGCCCGAGCCCCUCCAAGCCAGCCCCCCCGGCGCCCCCGGGAGCCACUGUGUCUGCCAGUGGUGUCGGUGUCUCGUACGGCAUCGGUUCCAACCACCAGAACAAUCCUCUCAAGCCUAAUGACGUGGAGAAUAAAACGCCCACACCUGCUGUCUCUCAGUCUGCUGGAAAGCCUGAAAUCAAGAUGAAUAAUGCCCAGUCGUGGAACUCCAUAGCUGCAGCCUGGCAGCAAAAGUCACAGUCUACCUUCCAGCAGUAUAAAAAAAUGAAUGAGAUGAAGCACCAAAAGGAAACGUUGUUGAAGAAGGCUGAGGAACAGAAGCAGAAAAUGGUGAAGGAGAGGCAAAGACAAGAAGAGGAGAAGAAAAGGGAAAGAGAAGAGGAAGACGGGAUUGAAGCAGCGAGAAAGCGGAAAAUGGAAGACGACAAGUUGGAGGAAGAAAGGAAGAAAAAGGAGAAGAUUGAGCAGAUGCGGAGAGCUGCUCAGCUGAAGAGAGAAGCAACUGCCAACCGGAUUGACAUGAAUGCACAGAACGAUCUAAUGGCCUCAUUUGAAGCGGCCUACAGCAACAGAGCCUAACACGGCAACCUGACACGGCGACCUGCUUGUCACGCUAUACAGGCUCAUGGGAUGUUGCUGGGUCUAUACAAGACUUUCUCGGGAAACUUUUUUUUUUUUUUUGUUGUAUACCUUUUGUCUAGUUUUGUGAAGUGUUGUUCCAGCACAAGACUUGUUUUUCUUUUUUGGAAUGGGAUUGUUUUGUGUAAAGUGCUUGAGCUUCUUGAAUACUCCCAACAUAGACGUGGCAGUUACAAAAUGUUUGGGUUUGUCCAUGUGUGGGCCACUGUGUGCAGACUGGUGUCCUUUUGGCAAUGACCAAAACAGAAAUCUGCUUGGCCUGAACAUUUUUUGGUUUUCAUUUGCACUCAGUGAUUCCAGGAUUUUUUACCCUUUGUGAAAUGUAAUGUGCGGUCCGUUAUGUUGCCGGGAUUCGGCAUUUGAUUUGUUUGGCUCCCAAGCGCUAGCCACAUUUGUCGAUCAUUCGUAGUUCUGUACACUUAAUCAUUUUCUCACGGGAAAGUUCUUAUGUGCUGAGCUUUUACUGUAAACCCGUCGUGUGUUGCGAACGACGGAAAGGUCCAGAUCUGUGGAAAUGUCCAGGGGGGAUGUGUAGGGGUCCUGUGGGAAUACAUUUGUUGACAGUUUAGUCUAGUCCAGGUGGCUAAAUAGUUGCUGAAGGAGGCGUCUCAUACAGGCGCUUUUUGGACGUUGCUGAUUGUCCAAUAGCUUCUGUUGGAACUAUUUGUGACCAAGGUUAGUGUUGAUGCUCAGUUGUAGUGGGAAUACAAGUCGGGCAUGCAUGUAGCCAAAUCAACAGGAAGUGGAGAUCCUUUCAUUUUGUAUGAAUUUCACUAUGUUAGUGAUUUAAAUACAAAUAAUAUAUAUGUGUAUAAAAAAAAAAAUGGGGAUCUGAAAAUGUGUAAGGUAUGUGUGUUUGACUAUUUGUGUGUGUGCUGUGUUUGGGCAAGACUGUAUGACACUGGUUUUGCUUGUGUGUAGUAUUCUGUUGUACAGAGUAUCAUAAAAGGUGGAAAAUAUCGAGGGAAA
Messenger RNA from Aplysia californica (California sea hare), 5451 nucleotides. RefSeq names its product bromodomain-containing protein 3. Gene Ontology annotation, cellular component: nucleus; chromatin. The transcript has 25 exons. The record is from RefSeq and is a predicted model, not a curated record. NCBI's taxonomy places the organism in Eukaryota, Metazoa, Mollusca, Gastropoda, Aplysiida, Aplysiidae. Gene Ontology annotation, biological process: regulation of DNA-templated transcription; chromatin remodeling. Bases 649 to 4422 code for a protein of 1257 amino acids.